Molecule: messenger RNA, 2721 nt
Organism: Onychostruthus taczanowskii (white-rumped snowfinch)
Lineage: Eukaryota; Metazoa; Chordata; Aves; Passeriformes; Passeridae
Gene: DDO
Product: D-aspartate oxidase
Exons: 6
Coding region: 382-1407 (341 amino acids)
Molecular function (GO): FAD binding; D-amino-acid oxidase activity
Source: RefSeq, a predicted model, not a curated record
GGGCACAAACAGCUCCUUCAUCCAGCGGGAGCGGAGCCGGGCCCCGGCAGUGCCCCGGGACAGGGGAGCGGCGGCCCCCGCGCUGCCCGGAACGCCGGCUCUUCCAGGCGGGACCGGGCCUCCUCCUCACCAGGUGUGUCCCAUGCUUGCAAACCAGCCACCUGAAGGAGGAGCUGAGGCCUCCCGCGGUCCCCUGUGGCAGUGGCUGUCUGUGAGCACCUGUGAGUCCUGCUUUCUGCCAGCGGUGCUGUGUGUGCAGAAAGGCUGAGGGGAUCCCGAGGAGCCUCUAGAGUCCUUUGUUCGGUGAGGAAAGGUCAUCCUCGCCUUCCUCCUGCAGCACUUCCUAAAUGAACCUCUCUGCUCUGGCUCUGCGUCCUGGAGAUGGCCUCACCCAAGGUUGCAGUGGUGGGUGCAGGAGUCAUCGGCCUGUCCACAGCACUGUGCAUCACAGAGACUUGUCCCAGCUGCUCUGUGACAGUCCUUUCAGACCAGUUCAGCCCCAACACAACAAGUGAUGUGGCAGCUGGGAUGCUCAUCCCUCAUAUCUACCCAGACACACCGAUCCACAGGCAGAAACAGUGGUUCAAAGAGACCUUCACUUACCUUUUUGCCAUCAGCAACUCAGCCGAGGCAUCAGAGGCUGGCAUUCACCUGGUCUCUGGCUGGCAGGUCUUUAAAAGCACCCCCAAGGAAGAGUUACCUUUCUGGUCAGAUACUGUGCUGGGAUUUCGACCAAUGUCCGAAGCAGAACUCCAAAAGUUCCCGCAGCACCAAUUUGGUCAGGCCUUUACAACCCUGAAAUGUGACUGCCCAUCCUACCUGCUGUGGCUGGAGAAAAGGUUGAAAGCAACUGGCACCCAGAUAUACACCAGAAAAGUGGCAGACUUGUGGGAGCUGCACAGUGAAUAUGACAUCGUUGUCAACUGCACAGGCAUGGGAGCCCACCAUCUGGUGGGGGACAAGGAGCUCUUCCCUGUCAGGGGACAAGUGCUCAAGGUUCACGCUCCUUGGGUGACACAAUUCAUCCGGGAUGGAGAUGGCUUAACUUACAUCUACCCAGGGAUACACAGGGUGACCCUGGGGGGAACCAGGGAAAGGGGAAGCUGGAGUCUCUCCCCUGAUGCUGGCACUACUAGAGACAUCUUUGACAGAUGCUGCUCCCUUGAGCCCUCUCUGCAGCGAGCUAAGGAUAUCGAGGUGAAGGUGGGCCUGAGGCCAUCCAGGCAGUGUGUGAGAGUGCAAAGAGAGGUUUUGAGCCAAGGAGGAGUUAAGCUCCCAGUGGUUCACAACUAUGGGCAUGGGGCAGGUGGCUUUUCAGUGCACUGGGGCACAGCCAAAGAGGCUGCUUCCCUGGUGGAAGAGUGCAUUUCUGCUCUGCAGGGCUCCUCAUCGAGAGCCAAGCUUUGAAUCCCAGAGGCUCCUUUUCCAUCUACAGGUAGUGCUGCAUCUCCUAGUAGCAACUUGGGCUUUAAGUCCAUUACUGUGUAGAAGGAAACUAAGUCAACAUCUUGUUCCAAUGCAGAUACUCAGUGAUAUCUUUAACCACCUUGGAAAGGCAUGAUGUGUUGAUCCAUGUAUUAGCCCAGCUGAUCAUCUCCUUCAUCUGCCCUGGGUAUUUGUCCUAGUCUCGUGUGGAAAAGACAAGAUACACAAAUAUUCUUCACAUAACGGGGAUCAGGUUGCUGCAUUAUAAAACAAAUAACAUCAAUUUAGCAUUUCUGCACCUGCAUCUAAACGGUGUCAGAUGCAGUAAAAAUACGUUGUCUCCAUUUGUACCAAAUCUAAUCUAGAAUUGCCUUUGUUUCUGCCACCUUGCUAACAAAUUUUAUCAUUGUCUAUAUGAUUUAAAAGGAAAAGAAAACCCCAUGCAGUGCUGCAUUACAGUGCUCCAGGUCAGCUCUUACAGAAAGUAGCAUUAGGUCACGGUCACACACAGUGACCAGGCAAAUGUGAUUUUAAGAGCAGGUCUGUGAUAUCCAUCACUGCAUUUGCUCAUAUUGCACCUCAGGGAACUUAAAGUUGCUGCUAAUAUUGCCCCACAUGAGCUACAGUUUUGUGCAUCUUUUCUCACGCUAGUUUGCAAAUCUGUUUUUUUCUUUCAAGGCCCUCAGAUUUUGCUCUUAGACACCAGUGAUUUCCCCCCAGCCCCUCCCCUCCUCCCCCACACAGCAGCAUUCAUAUGACCUUUGUUAUACUGAAGAGGAUUUUCCAGAGUGGGCUGGGGAAUGCAGCAUCCCUUUUCUGCUUCACAACAGCACUGUCUGCUUUCCUUGCAACAGCUGAUAGGAAUAAAUUGGUGACAAACCAACAAGGAUUCUAACACCAGCAUCAGUUUCAUAGAAGAGCUAUUUAAGACUAGAUAAACACUCUGAGGAAAAAGUUGUAACUGGACAUGAGCAAGCUCCUCUGCUGUAAGAAAGCUGAGUUCUCUGCUCGCUCCAUGGCAGAAGCUCUGCUGGGCUUUACACUCCCCUCAGCAAUUCAAACCCUUUGAUGUGUCUGAAGAUAAUCACUCCCCAAAACUGGAUCUUACCAUCAAAGUACAGGUCUGACUCUUAGUGAUUAAAUGACUCAUUAAAUCUUUAAGGGCUCACUUGAGAGUGUUAUCAUCCAUUUUUUGUCUAGCUUUUUUGUCCACAGAAUUACAAAACCAUUCAAAAUCCUUCAAUAAUUCCAGUGAUUAAAAUUAACUGAUAAAUAAAGUUCUAAUAAUGGAGCAAA